Molecule: messenger RNA, 1136 nt
Organism: Thamnophis elegans (Western terrestrial garter snake)
Lineage: Eukaryota; Metazoa; Chordata; Lepidosauria; Squamata; Natricidae
Gene: UCHL1
Product: ubiquitin C-terminal hydrolase L1
Exons: 9
Coding region: 97-771 (224 amino acids)
Biological process (GO): ubiquitin-dependent protein catabolic process; protein deubiquitination
Cellular component (GO): cytoplasm
Molecular function (GO): cysteine-type deubiquitinase activity
Source: RefSeq, a predicted model, not a curated record
CAAUGGGCCGCUCCGGUGGCAAUAUAUAGGGCUGGGCGGACGGCUUUGCGCUGCCCCAGAGCGGAACCGGCAGGCGGAGUCUUUGCAAGCGGCAGGAUGGCGUGGCAGCCCAUGGAGAUCAACCCGGAGAUGCUGAACAAAAUACUCAGUCGCCUGGGAGUUGCCCCCGGUUGGCAAUUUGUGGAUGUUCUGGGAUUGGAUGAAGAUAUCUUGAGCGCUGUGCCGAGUCCGGCUUGUGCCCUGCUUCUGCUGUUUCCCCUUACUGCUCAGCAUGAAAACUUCCGGAAAAAGCAAAUUGACGAGCUCAAAGGUCAAGACGUGAGUUCGGAAGUCUACUUCGUGAAGCAGACCGCGAGCAACUCCUGUGGAACCAUUGGCCUUAUCCACGCAGUUGCAAACAAUCAAGAUAAAAUGCGAUUCGACGAAGGCUCUGCAUUAAAGGAAUUCCUCACUGCGACAGCUGGACUCUCCCCAGAUGAGAGAGCCAAACGUCUCGAGAACAACAAGGCCAUUCAAGAAGUCCAUAAUGCGGUAGCUCAAGAGGGCCAGUGUCGGGCUGAAGACGAUAAGGUGAAUUUCCAUUUCAUUCUAUUUGCCAGCGUGGGAGGACACCUUUAUGAACUGGAUGGAAGAAUGCCAUUCCCUAUAAAGCAUGGAUCUAGUUCGGAUGCCACCAUGCUGAAGGCAUCGGCCGACAUCUGCCGGCAAUUCACCGAACGUGAGCAAGGGGAGGUCCGUUUUUCGGCGGUGGCCCUGUGCAAGGCAGCUUGAAAUUUGGUAACCAACAUAACGUCCUCAGCCUCUCACCGGAUGUAGUCCCAGCCGUUAGGGCUUUAGCGCACUUAUGUUUAAAACGUUGAAAAGAAAAGAAAGAAAACCAAAAGAAGUCAAAAGCCAAAACCGGCUGUUCUUGGUUUUGAAUUUAAGGUGUAACGCAAUUUUGUUUCCUUCCCCCCCUUCCUGACCGCAAGCUUCGGUGACGCCUGUCCUAGAGCUGAAAUUCACGCAAAAGUGUCAGACGUUGGAAACCGUCGGUGUUUGUAAAUGCUUCCCACGCUUUUGUGAGUCCCGAGUUUCUUUCGAGCGGUUGUGACUUCUCGUCCGUCACAAGAAUAAAUUCCUCCUUGCUAGCCCGG